Oncorhynchus masou masou (cherry salmon) is the source of this 4440-nucleotide messenger RNA. Its product is annotated as NEDD8-conjugating enzyme UBE2F. The transcript has 10 exons. The record is from RefSeq and is a predicted model, not a curated record. Lineage: Eukaryota; Metazoa; Chordata; Actinopteri; Salmoniformes; Salmonidae. The coding region runs from base 232 to 789 and encodes 185 amino acids.
UCCCUGCACUUCCGUUAAUGACACCGGCAGCGGAGUUGUUACAACUGAUUGUCAGUUUUUUUACAUUUCAGUAUUAACAUUUCUCAUGAUAUAUUUGAGAGGUUGUUUGGCGACGGAAAUUCAGUUUUAAUCUGUCGCUGCAGGUGCAGCAAGAGGCUUGAUUCCGAGUGUCGUUGAUUAUGGUGUAGAGGGAGCGUUUCUCUGAGACAGCAGAGAGAGCGUAGGGUAGCCAUGCUGACGUUGGCCAGUAAACUGAAGAGGGACGAGGGGGUGAAGACUGGCAGGGCCCCUGGGGGCCCCUCCGACUCCUCUCACAGGGUCUCUAUCAGGGACCGGCUGCUCAUCAAAGAAGUUGCAGAACUUGAAGCCAACCUUCCUAGUACGUGUAAAGCCAGCUUCCCUGAUGAGAACAAGCUACAUCACUUUCAGCUGGCUGUCUCUCCAGAUGAAGGCUACUAUCAGAGUGGAAAAUUCCAGUUUGAAAUAAACGUCCCUGAAGCUUACAACAUGGUGCCUCCCAAAGUGAAAUGUCAGACCAGAAUAUGGCACCCCAACAUCGCUGAGACGGGGGAGAUCUGUUUGAGUUUGUUGCGGGAGCACUCUAUCGACGGCACUGGCUGGGCCCCUACGAGAACAUUAAAGGAUGUAGUCUGGGGAUUGAACUCCUUGUUUACCGAUCUACUGAACUUCGAUGACCCAUUGAACAUCGACGCGGCCGAGCAUCAUCUGCGCGAUAAGGAGGAUUUCCGUAAUAAGGUUCAAGAUUACAUCAAGCACUAUGCCAGAUGAUGACUGCAUCAGCUGCGCCGGCUGCCUGCAACCCCCCCUUUCUUCGACUGCGCAGCUGAACCCCGCCCCCUAACGUUUCGUCAACCAACCAACCGCUGCACAUUGCUGACACGCCCUGACUGCAAUAUAAUGAUGCUGAAAGAAGAAAAAAAAGAUUUACAAGAAAAAUUGUUUUUUAAAAGUUUGAGGGAUUAUGCUUUAAUUGCCCUGAGUGGCCUAGAGUAAUCAUGCUGCGUCACCGCAGGGAUUGUCCAAUGACGGGGCCUCUGUGUGUCUGAGACAAUAAUAGUGAGCGCAUGUGGCAGUGAGGACCCUGGAUUUAACCAAUCCACUUAGCUGUUAUUUAAGAAUUGACGAAUCAAAGAGAAAGAUUAUCUGUUAGUGUUUCUCAGUUCUAGUGCCUGCCAUGUCUGGUUGCAAAGAAAAUGCACACGAGCACACACACACACAGAAUCCCUUCACACACAUUGCAAAGCAAACGCACUCAACUAGUUACUCACAACACACAGCACUUGGUUGUGCAUGCACACCCACCCAGCCACACAGAAACACACACAGCUGGAAAAACAACAUCUCUGUUAUGUCACUCAUUCAAGGCCUGCACUCCCCCGCCCACACCCACCUCAUCAGACAGCAUGUGAAUGGCAAGUGCCACCGACACAGUCAGUCCCCAUUCUGUUGUCCACUUCACUCAGCGUACGUCUGAAAUGGCACCCCUUUAUAUUACCCUACUUUUAACAAGAGCCCUAUAGGCCCUGGUCAGAAGUAGUGCACUACAUAGGGAAUAGGGUACCACUUCAGAUACGCACACUUCCUGUCCUGUUCACUCAUCCACAGGGGGAACACAAUUUACCGGUGCCCCAGACACACUGUAACACUGUCCGGAUCAAGCUCCUAGGAAAAGACUCAAGCUGUACCACAGUACAAGUUCUACCACCACACCUGAACCUUGACCUUAUCUCAGCUCCCCUGACCUCUGGGGAAGCCAAGCGUAGAGGGCACUGUGCCUCUGAUAGUCUGUCUGUCUUGCUCCAUCCAUCCAUCCUGACGUUUCUCCUUCUACUCUCUUAGGACCCACCACCCUCAUGCAUUCUCCUCUGCCCCCAUGGAGGUAGAGGGAAUACGAGGGCUCUCUUCUCUGCUAGGUUGUGUAUGAGAGUCCUCUGUUUCGAGGCAAGUGAGUGGGGUCUCCUCUGUAUGCAUGUCCUCAUGUGUCUGAAUGUCCCCCUCUGUGUGUGUGUGUGUGUGUGUGUGUGUGUGUGUGUGUGUGUGUGUGUGUGUGUGUGUGUGUGUGUGUGUGUGUGUUUCUGAGAGAUAUGUAGAUCUUUGAGUGUGUGGGUUUGUUGCUUCGCUUUGCCUGGGCUGGCUUUGUGCCUGUAUGUGUGCAUAUUGGAACGUUAGAUUCAGUGUCAUCACUGUAUUAAAAACUUGUAUUCACAUGUUUGCAUGAGGCAAAAUGUAUGUGGCCAGGAGGUGAUGUAUUUUACAGUAGGUAUGUUAGAUGUGUGUGUGUUCAAAUGGACAGGGGUUCAUGUGACUUGUUUUUAGCAUGCUCUGGUUCCUAGCCCCACACUCCUUAUUUUACUGGUCCAGCUAGCCUAAUUCUCUGUGGGGCUCGGGAGGGUCUGUCUGUUCCUCAGUUUAAAUCCUCCUUUUCUUUCUCAGAUUGUAUAUCCAUUUUUUAAGAUAUAUUAAAGAGGAUAUAAUAAGGAAAAACAUGUACUUAUUGUGUUUUUUCUUUCUUUCCACAUUCAAUGUCUUUAUCACACAUUCAUGGAUUGUAAUUGCUGGCAACAAUGUUAAUUGAAAGUUUUUUGCAAUGUUAUAAUUAGUGGUGCAACAGAUCACAAAACUCACGGUUUUGGGUUGCAGGGCGGAUGAUUUUUCCGAUCAGCAAAAAAAUAAGAGACAAAUAUAACUUUGCUUUCCAUUUAUUACUUAAAGAACACUUAAAGCAAGGAACUUUUCAAUGUUUAAAUAAAAUAUUAAAAUAAAAUAUUCAAUACUCAAUUGUUAAAUUAAAGUGCAAUAUGAGACAUGAUAUCUUCUUCCUUUGAACAAUAGUGAAUGAAAAAGAAUUGCCUGUGUCCACAUCAUCAAAAAGAGAAAGAAAGAAAGAAAGCAGACCUGAGCUUAUAACUUCAAAUUCUCUAAUGGCAGCCUUGACAUCUAGUAAUGGUGCGGUCUUCCUUACUUGGGGCCAUGGAUUGUAGAAUCCUUGUUUUCAAAGGUAGGAUCAUGGACAUAGACGGUGCAGUUUCAGUGCUCAAUAGGGUUGUAACCGUUUUCAGAGGUUUGAGCACCUGGAGGACCUCCUCUGCCACUUUCACAUCAUCAGACAAGGUGACGAUGUCUUUAUUUUUUUGUUCAAGGUCUUGUCUGUCAGUGCAGAGUAUACAGCUGCCUGCUGCUCACGAUGGAAUUCCACUUAUGACAUGUUGGAGAGCUAUCUUGUUGUGACAUGGUGUACGAGCUCGUGGGUCAGUAGCUGUAGCAUUUCCUGCUUGGUCUUAAGCACAUGAGCGGCUGUUCUUCGGUGGAAAAAGGAAACCACCUCCCUGAUCCUCCCAAGGAGGCGGUCCAUCUGGUUCACUGAGAUUCCCCUUUGGGAUGCUAAAUUGAUCACAUGUGCAAAGCAAGCUAUCUGUGGCCCCAGUCCAGCUUCUAUCACUGUAUUUACUUGGUUCUGGCAUUAUCUGUGGUGGUUGGGAUAUUGCUAUUGAGCCUCUCUAGCUUCCACUCUGCUACUGCUCCUAGAAGUACCUGCGCCAGAUUUGUGCCUGUGUGACUCGUAGAGGGGGUGUGUCUGUAGCACCGGACUUCACAUCUCCCACUCCUCUGGUUUAGUGAGCAGUCACGUAGCUUUCCGUUACCCUGGAGGUCCACUCCUCUGUGGUGUAGUGAACAGUCACGUAGCUUUCCGUUACCCUGGAGGUCCACUCCUCUGUGGUGUAGUGAACAGUCACGUAGCUUUCCGUUACCCUGGAGGUCCACUCCUCUGUGGUGUAGUGAACAGUCACGUAGCUUUCCGUUACCCUGGAGGUCCACUCCUCUGUGGUGUAGUGAGCAGUCAGUCAGUCACGUAGCUUUCUGUUAUACGUUUCUGAGUAACAGAGGGCUUUGCAUAGGGGCUUUGUUGCGUUUUUUAAUUUUUUUAAUUAAAUUACGUUGAACCAACGUGGAAUUGACGUCAGUGCCCAGUGGGUAGUUGGUACUCCCACACACAGAGUGACCUGAAAGAGAUCGUCAGGAGGAUGCCUCUCAAAGAUGUAUCAACCCACUUACUGUACAAGUUCUCAUUGAAAUAACCCAUGUUCCAUAUUCAUAGUACUGCCUUCGGAUCCUUGAAAAGCGCUGAUAUAAAUUCAGUGUAGCAUUAGUCUAUUUCCAUAAUAUGCUUUUAUAUCAAAAUAUGAAUCUCUAGUAAAAGUAAUAGGUGUUACAAAGUGGAGUGGAGAAAUUCUAUUUUUUAUUCUGAUUCCCCUAAUAAAUUUAUUUGGUUUUAGCUUGUUUCAAAUGUAGGCUCUAAGCACUGAAAAUUAAAGGUACAAUGCAGCUGUUUUUAUCUCAAUAUCAAGUGAUUUCUGGGUAAUAACUAAGUAACUUAAUGUGAUUGUUUUGAAUUGUCAAAAAUAAACUUUGUUAUUGGCA